Messenger RNA from Carassius gibelio (silver crucian carp), 1064 nucleotides. RefSeq names its product vitamin K epoxide reductase complex, subunit 1 (gene vkorc1). The record is from RefSeq and is a predicted model, not a curated record. NCBI's taxonomy places the organism in Eukaryota, Metazoa, Chordata, Actinopteri, Cypriniformes, Cyprinidae. Gene Ontology annotation, biological process: vitamin K metabolic process; peptidyl-glutamic acid carboxylation. The coding region runs from base 153 to 671 and encodes 172 amino acids. The transcript has 3 exons. Gene Ontology annotation, molecular function: vitamin-K-epoxide reductase (warfarin-sensitive) activity.
UCAGACUUUUCCACGUUGCAAUAUUUUCAAGGUGGGAGCUUAGAAAAAAUCGAGCAAACAUAGCAACAGUAGCAACUUUUUAGUCUGGAAGUAUAGCCUACAAAACAGGUUUUUGUAAAUUAUUUGUCAAAACUUUUAAAACUGUAACGACAAUGUCCUCGAGUCAUUCCUCUACAGGAGUUCCUAAAUGGGAAUAUCGCGUCCGCUUCGUCCUGUGUUUUCUGGGUUUAGUUCUCUCGGUUUACGCGUUGCAUGUCGAGCUGUCCCGGGAGAACGAUCCCGAGUAUCGCGCGAUGUGCGACCUGGGCCAUUCCGUGAGCUGCUCUAAAGUCUUCACAUCCAGAUGGGGACGUGGAUUUGGGCUCGUCCAGAUCUUUACUUCCAAAGAAAGCCUGUUAAAUCAGCCAAACAGUGUCUUGGGAAUCAUUUUCUAUGCAUUGCAGCUGGGUUUAGGCCAGCAGGUGUCCAGUAGAGCAGCGUUCCUCCUUGUCAUAUCUUCUUGGGUGUCAGUGGCUGGAUCUGUAUAUCUGGCUGUUAUUCUGGCAUUCGUCUUGGGUGAUUUCUGCGUGGUCUGUGUCUCAACCUACGUCAUAAACUUUGCUCUCCUCUACACAAACCUAAAGAGAAGGACGGGACUGGAGGGACGUGUGAAGAAAGGGAAGCGUGAAUGACACUUGUUUUUUUUUGGGAAGACAUCUGGGAUUAAGCUGCCUUGAUGGCAUGUCUGAAAUAAAAGUUUACAGAUAAUUGUUUAUUACUGAAAAUCCUGGCACUUUGCAGACUUGUCUUAGUUAAAAGAAUACUAACAAUAAUCUGGACUUCACAUGUUCAUAGACACAAAUAGGGGAGGAAGAUUCGGUUUUAUUUAUAAUCUGUUUCAGAAUAAUGAAAAAAUGUCUUCAUGGAAGGGAUGAUACAGUUAUCAGAAAGUGUAUGAUGCUCAUCAUGUGUUUUGCAUCCAGGUCAGAUUUUUACAUUUACAAGUAGGCUAAUGUGAAACCCAAGUUCUGAUAAAAUAUUGAUUAAACCUUUAUGUGAUUAAUAAAGUCAGAUUUUCCAUUGAA